AUGAGAAGAAGAGAAAUAUACGAGGACAAAGAACCACUUCUCGAACCUGAAAAUGAGGUGCGCCAAAAAAACUGGGACGCCUUUCGAAACAAACCCAGGAAAAUCGACACCGGGUCCACAGCCGAGUCGAAAUUUAUCGACACAGGAGUGAGAAUUUUAAAAUGCUUCACCGUAACUAUUACCUUCAUUGUUGUGUUGGGAACAGCAGCUGUAUCAAAGGGAACGUUGCUGUUUAUGACUUCGCAGAUAAAGAAAAAUAUUACCAGGCCCUAUUGCAACCUGAAUAUAGAGGAAAACCAAAGGUUUCAAGUGACCCUACCGACUGAGGAACGGGUGGUAUGGAUGUGGUUGGUAAUGUUCGCGUAUAUGGUUCCAGAACUGGGUACCUUCCUACGAUCCGUAAGGAUAAUAUGCUUCAAAUCCUGGAGUUAUCCCACUUUCUGGGAUUUCUUUUGGCUUUUUAUUACGGAGACUUUACCAGCUAUCGGGAGUUCUCUCCUAGUCUUCAUCAUUUUUCCGGAAUUGGACGUGAUCAAGGCGGCGAUGCUGACCAACGCUGCGUGUUUCAUACCAGGGUUUAUAACUUUCUUCUCGAGACACCCGCAUUCCAUCAACAGCACCCUUAAACUGGUAUUGGAUAUAGUAGCCAUCAUAGCACAAGCUAGCGCCUUUGUGGUAUGGCCUCUAACAAACGGAGAAACCAUAUUGUACGUUAUACCAGUCAGUCUGAUUUUCAUUUCCUUCGGUUGGUGGGAAAACUUCGUGUCGGAGAAAAGCCCGAUACCUUACAUCAGUAAUUUGGCGAAAACCAAGAGGGAGUUCAAGAACAAAACCUAUUUCAUGUACGCCAUACUAGCCCCAUGGAAAUGCCUGGUGUUCUUCAUUACGACAAUUGUUAGCAUUAUAAUAAGGGAGGGAGACGUCGAUUUUUUGUUUUCGUACUUCGUCAAAGCUUUCCAGUCGCACAGUAUCAACGUCACUGAGACGGGACCAAGUAUUGGAAACACGAACCUGUCCUACCAAGACGCCGUCGCCAACGGAUUCGGCACGGUGAUAGAGACCUCAAUUUGGACCCCCCUAAGCGUGUUUAUAAUCAACGCGAUAUGCACGUACGUAUGCUACGCGUUUGGGAAAUUCGCGAGCAAAAUCAUGAUACAGACCUUCAGUUUCGCCCUCCCCAUAAACCUCACCGUGCCCGUCGUCCUGACUGGCCUGAUCGGCAUGUGCGGGAGAUACAACAGAGACGAAUGCGCUUACGUUCACAUAAUCCCCGAGUAUCUAUUCUUCAACUCCCCCUCUCUCUACUACUUGAACGAGUUCGUUUCGCAUCAGCACUCUUGGAUCUGGUUGAUUUGGUUGUUGUCCCAGUGCUGGAUCACGAUACACAUAUGGACGAACAACAACGAAAGGCUGGCGUCCACUGAAAAACUGUUCUUCAAACCCAUGUACGACGCCUUCCUCAUCGAUCAAUCCAUAGCUCUCAAUAGGCGGAAGAUCGAGGACGAUAUGAAGAAGCCCGAGGAAGUUAAUGAGAACGAGUCACCCCUAGAAAUGAACAAAGACAAAAUCACUCGUAUAUACGCUUGUGGAACAAUGUGGCACGAGACCAAAGAGGAAAUGGUGGAGUUCUUAAAAUCCGUUUUGAGGAUGGACGAAGACCAGUGUGCUCACAGGAUUGUCAGAAACUAUCUACAGUACAACUUACCGAACUACUACGAAUUUGAAACUCAUGUACUAUUUGACGACGCAUUUGUAAGGGUAACAGAAAACGAUCAGGAUCCCCACGUCAAUCAGUACGUCCUGGACCUGAUAGAAUCUGUAGCAGUAGCUGCUUCAGAUGUUCAUAAGACCAACGUAAGGAUAAAACCGCCCGUCAUAUAUCCAACACCAUAUGGAGGAAGACUGGUUUGGACACUGCCAGGCAAAACUAAGAUGAUAGCUCAUUUAAAAGAUGCAGACAAGAUUAGGAAGAAGAAAAGGUGGUCGCAGGUUAUGUACAUGUACUACCUUUUGGGAUACAGGUAA
Messenger RNA from Anoplophora glabripennis (Asian longhorned beetle), 2025 nucleotides. RefSeq lists its product as uncharacterized. Gene Ontology annotation, molecular function: chitin synthase activity. The transcript has 7 exons. The record is from RefSeq and is a predicted model, not a curated record. NCBI's taxonomy places the organism in Eukaryota, Metazoa, Arthropoda, Insecta, Coleoptera, Cerambycidae. Gene Ontology annotation, cellular component: cell periphery; cell septum. Bases 1 to 2025 code for a protein of 674 amino acids.